UGCGCCGGGGGAUUAUGGUGCAAUGCCAGGUGCGCCGCCUGGAAUGGGUGAGUUAGAACACCUCGAAAUCAUUUCAGGCCCGACUAACUUUUCUUUCAGCACCACCUCCCGGUAUGGUUGCUCCAGGCAUGGGCGCUCCUCCAGGCAUGCAACAGCAAGAAGCUCACCAACCAGGCAGACCUGGCGCAUUCCCAUCAAACUUCCAACCGCCUCCCAACAUGCCCAACAUCAACUUCUCCGCACCAGUCAUUCGACUGGGACCUUCUGGACCUCCGAAGCCUGAUGGCAUUGGCGGUCGCGAUGAACGGGACAGAGGUGGUCGUAGAGCAGGAUUGGGCUCAGGCAUGGGCUCUGACUUUCGAGGCGGAGAAAGAGAUAGAAUCACACAGGUACAGCCGCAAUCGAAAGAAGAAAUAAUAAAAACAAUCUUUGUUGGGGGAAUCACCGAAGGGACCGGAGGAGACGAUGGCAUUGAGCGCAUCCUACGCGCCGCUGGCAAUCUGCGACGGUGGAUCCGCGCCACAGAUGCCGACGAAAAGCCUUGCAAGUUUGGGUUCGCAGAGUACGAAGACCCCGAAAGUCUCAGCACGGCCAUAGAAGUACUAAGGGGUGUUGAAGUUCCUGUCAAGCGUCAGACCCAUGGUGAAGCAAAAGUAGAUGAGGAGUCUAGUGUGGAAAUGUCCAGACUAAUUAUUGUGGCCGAUGACAACUCCCACAGCUAUCUCGAGCAAUGGGAGGAAUCUCAAGGAGGGAGAGAUGCAGAUCAGGUACAAAUGCAACUCGACCAUGCCCGAAGUGCGUUGGAAGCCGUACUGAAAGACCUCACCAACCCGGCCGUGCCUACACAGAGAGACGAACUAUCCAAUAUUGACAAGGAGGGGGACGUCAGCAUGACCGAUGGCGCAAAUGGCACAAAUGGCGAUGUGGUUACAAUCCCCAUUAACGUCGACGAUGAAUUGUCCGAUAUUCCAGCCGAGAUGCGAGAAACGGUUGCAAAAGAAAUAACAGCCUUCCGCGACCGAAGCAAUCGUCGCGAUCUUGAGCGACUUCGACGGGAAGAAGAGGUCGAGCAACAAGAGCGUCAUCGCAUGAUGAAUGGUGAGCGGUCCAAUCGUCUCGCGUCACCUCCUCCAUCCGCUCCUUCAGGACCUGCUGGUGCUAAUGGCAUACCAGUGGGACCAAGAGGAGCUCCUGCCGGGCCGAAGGGCUUUGGUGCACAAAUCCCCAAGGACUACCAGAGAGGUGUCACAUUCGUGAACGGGACCGCCAUCAGUGGCGCAUCUGCCUUUGAAGACGAGGACACUGACGCCAGUGACGAUGAAUUGGAGCGGAGACGGAAGGCCAAGAAGGAUGCAGAACUCGAAAAGCAAUACUUAGAUCAGGAGCGACGAUGGAUCAACCGAGAGAAAUCGCGGACAGCCGCGGUAGAUCGUGAAAAGGGACGUGAUACGGACGAAGCAACGCGAAUCAAUGAAGAAAAAGAAGCAAUGGCCAAGCGGCUCCGAGAAUGGAACGACGACAACGAGGCUUCCCGCAAGACCGAAGAGUACUACGCCGACAGGAGCAUCUGGACACGCAAUCGGCAGAGCUUCCGACAGCGGGAAAUUGCGGACGACGAUGCAGACCGUGCAGCUGAACAACGUGAGCGUGCUAGGGAGAACCGUCAACGUGAGCGUGCAGGUGCCAUGGCAGACGACUUUUUAAGCAGGCAAGAAGAGGAAAUGAGCCGACGAGAACCAGAGGAAGAGGAGCGGGAGCAGCAACAAGCUCCCCGGGAGCCAGCACGGUUCAAACUCUCGCUGGGUGCGGCCGCGCAAAAAGCUGCCGACAAAAGCGCAUCUCAAGCUUCAAAACGGACUGUCGCGGAGGUGGAAGGCCUGUUGGAGGACGAAGAGGAAGAAGCUGGGUCUGGUGCCAGAAGGACACUCAUCCCUAUUCAAUACGACGCCUCCACGACAUCAGCGAUGACAGACGAAGAACGUGCCCAAGCGGCGAAACAGCUUGCUGCGGAUAUCCCGAACGACAAGGAUGGUCUGUGGAAUUGGGACGUGAAGUGGGAGUUUGUGGAUGAAGGCGUGAUCGAAGAGCGCUUGAAGCCGUUCGUCGAGAAAAAGAUUGUCGAGUACCUUGGUGUGCAGGAGCAGAUGCUCGUCGAUUACGUGGUGAAUGCGCUCAGGUCACGGGGCAAGCCGCAGGAUCUGGUGGGAGAACUUGAAGGGGCUCUUGACGAAGAAGCAGAAGUUCUCGUGCGGAAGUUGUGGCGUAUGCUCAUUUUCUUCUCCGAGUCCGAGAAGCGUGGGCUGGCUACGUAGAGCUCAGCAGCAGUACAGCAAAAUCUCGACAAUUUCCAUGUCACAUGAAGAGUGACGUGGAUCUAUAUUUCACCAUGGACCGCGAAGGGAUUCCCAGCACAUAUCGAACGUUCCGCCACUCAAAGCAGCUGGGUUCCAGAUGACUGAGGCACUGCUGAACAUCGAGAUUCAGUCAAAGCCAACUUUGGAUACAGUCGAGAUUGAGCAAUGUAUACCACGUUCU
Molecule: messenger RNA, 2535 nt
Organism: Exophiala viscosa
Lineage: Eukaryota; Fungi; Ascomycota; Eurotiomycetes; Chaetothyriales; Herpotrichiellaceae
Exons: 3
Coding region: 114-2312 (732 amino acids)
Biological process (GO): mRNA processing
Cellular component (GO): spliceosomal complex
Molecular function (GO): mRNA binding
Source: RefSeq, a predicted model, not a curated record